UUCUCUCACCAUUUCUGCCCACUGUGUUCUGCUAUUAGGUUAUCAUCGUAGCCCGCACCGCACACCUCACUCCUUUGUAAACUUUAUUAUUUCUUUAUUUAAAUUUAGUUCAAUAUAUUGAUAUAAUAUAUUUUAAUUUUUUAUUGGUGGUCUCUAACACGGUCGCUUUUAGUUAAGUUUGUGUCCAUACUCCAUAGUCCAUACAAGCCUUACUCUUAUUGGCCAUGGUAAAACGUUAAACUUUAAACACAACAACAAAUCCAGAUUCGUCGAGAAAGAGAAGAAUGGGCGAUUACCAUUUCGUGUACAAGGAUUUAGAAGGAGCCUCUACUCAAUGGGAUGAUAUUCAGAGAAAGCUCGGAAAUUUGCCUCCGAAGGCACCAGCUUUCAAGCCCCCACCUUUCACCCCUGAUGCCUCUGAUGAUCAACCCAAAGACAAAACAUGGAUUGAUUCCAAAACCUCGGAGGAACUCGAAGACCUCGAAGAUGACCUCGACGACGAUCGCUUCCUCCAAGAAUAUAGGAAGAAGAGGCUGGCUGAGAUGCAAGAGGCAGCAAAAGUAUUGAGGUUUGGGUCAGUGAUUCUCAUUUCAGGAUCUGAUUUUGUUCGGGAGGUGUCACAAGCUCCAUCUGAUGUUUGGGUGGUUGUCAUCCUAUACAAAGAAGGGAUUCCUGAAUGUGGGUUGUUGAUGCAAAGCAUUGAAGAAUUGGCAGUAAGAUAUCCUUCAACAAAAUUUGUGAAGAUAAUAUCUACUGAUUGCAUACCGAACUACCCGGAUCGGAAUCUUCCCACUUUGUUGGUGUACAACAACGGAGCAGUCAAAGGAAAUUAUGUGGGUUUGCAUAGUUUCGGGCGAAGAUGCACUCCUGAAGGUGUUGCAUUAGUGUUGUGCCAAUCAGAUCCUGUACUUAAUGAUGGUCAUAAUGGAAAUGAGGCUAUUAUUGAAGGAGUCCGCAAACGGUUUAUAGAGAAAGUUGUUGCUGAUCAUGAAGAGGGUGAUGAUGAUUACUCUAGUGAUUAACAUUUUUUCUUGUCUUUGUUGUUGUUGUUUUCUUUGGAGGGGGGGUAUGUGUUUCCAACUUUCUUUUGGUCUCACUUUUAAAUUUUUGCCUAAAAAAGCACUAAUAAUUCUGUUAAAUACUUAAAUUAUGUGUGUUGUAGGCUUUUCUUGUUCCUAGUAAUUAGAUGGUUUUGUCAGGCAUUAUGUGUAUCAAAGUGGUUUUUAUGUUUUUUUUUUUAAAUUUUUA
Molecule: messenger RNA, 1248 nt
Organism: Glycine soja
Lineage: Eukaryota; Viridiplantae; Streptophyta; Magnoliopsida; Fabales; Fabaceae
Product: viral IAP-associated factor homolog
Exons: 4
Coding region: 285-1022 (245 amino acids)
Biological process (GO): protein folding
Cellular component (GO): cytoplasm
Source: RefSeq, a predicted model, not a curated record